This is a messenger RNA of Liolophura sinensis, 1860 nucleotides long. RefSeq lists its product as uncharacterized. The record is from RefSeq and is a predicted model, not a curated record. Gene Ontology annotation, molecular function: protein binding. Bases 484 to 1860 code for a protein of 458 amino acids. Lineage: Eukaryota; Metazoa; Mollusca; Polyplacophora; Chitonida; Chitonidae. The transcript is spliced from 3 exons.
CGUCGUGUCCUGUUACACACCUAAGUAUAAAGCGCCUCCCGGAGCCCGGAGAAAGAGCAAAGCAUAUUAAGGCGUACAAGACAGAUGAGCGAAUGGUAGAUGUGGUGGACUAUCCCGUGUGUUAUAACCAACCAGCAGCCCAGUGUCAAAAGCGGCAUUUGUGUACACGUUAAGGUGGAGAGGCCGACGUUCCAGGUGUCGACGAAUCGAUGCUUUCGUCGCUCACAGGGGUAUUAUCCUUCAGUAAUCCCAACACCGCCGCUGGCUCCCACCAGUACAAUCUCACAGACAUCGAAGUCUCCGCUAAGGAAACGGUUUUGGCAAGAAUAACCAGGCAAGGAUGUUGUUGGUGAGAACUGAGAUAAAUGAUUGAUGAAUGCAUUAUUUUUUGUGUGUGUAAAACCACACCAGGAGGGCAGCAGUUCGUUGUGAAAACUCGUUUCAAGCAGUGCAUUAAAAGGAGACUGUAGUAGCGUGGACAGCAUGGCGAAAUUGUACCGUUAUGUGAAGCUCAACGACAGAUUCGACACACAGGUAUUCACUUUCCUAUUGCCAAACCGCGUGGUCAAGGAGCAGUUUGCUCAUGACAUUUACUCUAAGGAUUUCACUUACGGUCAUCAGAAAUGGACGGUGUCCUUUAUGAAAGGGGAGAAGCACCUAGGCUCUUACCUCAAGCUAAGGACGGUAGCAGCCGGCAUGACCUGCAAACUGGAUUACUCUUUCACCAUGGUGAACAAAGACCAUUUUACCAAAAACGAAUCCUUCAUUGAAACCGGUUGUGAUUUUACUAUAGAGAACUGCAUUCAUGGCCGCAAAACGUUUAUAUGUUUGAACGAGUUGGCCGUAAGGAAUUUCAUGCAAGAAAACGGAGAAUUUCUUGUAGAGCUUGAAAUGAGAAACAUUAUUACGUCCUUCGAGUGCCUUCUUGCACUGCCAAAAGACAAUCAUCUGAAACCUGGUUACAAUAACCACAUUGAGUCGACUUAUUUUUCGUUUGGCCUUGAUGAUUGGGGUGUGUCGCUAUAUCCAUUUGGGGACUCGGGCGAGACCGAGGGUAAGGCCGUCGUUCAUUUACACCGUCACACUAGCUUCGACCAUCUCAGUCACCUAAGAUAUCAAAUAUUUCUGGGAGAGGAGUAUGAAUACGAUUCCAAUGUCCUCGAAGAAACCUUUGACAUAUCGGGAUCGGGUAUGGGCUACGUGGUUGGCGCGCCCCUCCACGAAGUCACCCAAGGGAGAUCAAAAAUGAAAAUACGGGUGCACAUGCUGUCGGUGACCGCUGUGAGCGAAGUCAUUCUGGAACCGAUAACCCAUGGACGAAACCGUGCUCACUUCUACGAUCGUGACAAACAAGCCUGGCUUAUUGAGAGCGAUCUGAACGGCCAGACACUGAGCUUCAGACUCUAUUACACGGACAUUUCCCAUGUUCCGAGGAAGUUUGCCCGAUACGUUUGCUGGAAUAUCAAUUCAGUUUUGCCCUCGGGGGCCAAGUUCAAGAUGGGAAAAGGUCCUCACUCUAAGUACUUUGUCCAACAGGACCUUGAUGAAGGCUUCCUUGUGAACACAGCCAUCCCAGUUAAAGAGAUCACCCACCCCGAGAGCUUAUACCUGGACGCGGAGGAGAGACGAAUGACAAUACAGAUAGAGUGGAUCGAGUCACUGUUACUGAUGGGCCCCACCUACCACAGGCUCGAUGACGUCAGCAGGAUCCAGAGGCAUCAGAUGUUACGUGAAAUCCUGGCGCUACAAGCUGAGAAUUAUGCUCUGGAAAAACAGCUGUACAGUUACCAACAGUCUAUCGGCAAGAAAGGGACGAAGAACCGAUACCUGAGGUGUGGGCAGGAGGACGAAGACGGCUAA